Mesorhabditis belari is the source of this 273-nucleotide messenger RNA. The record is from the annotation of a GenBank genome assembly. NCBI's taxonomy places the organism in Eukaryota, Metazoa, Nematoda, Chromadorea, Rhabditida, Rhabditidae.
AUGGCACUAUUCCGGUCUCCCAACCAAAUGACUGGGGUUCGACUCCUUUCGGCGACAUUUUUUGUUUUAAGACAGAUGGACAUCAAUCCAGCUCAUGUACUUGGAGUGCUUGUGAAACGUUUUGGAUAUGUUCAGGAUUCUCAAGUUUUGUGCCAUCGCGAAGAGCAGAAGAUUGUCAUUAUUCUUUUGAACACUGUUGAAAGGGACAUGUUUUAUGAAGAAGCUAAUCACGAGUUCGAAGAGGGUGAAUAUAACCCCAAAUCGGAUCUCUUC